UUUCACUAUCCAAACACACACAAAUACACCUUUUUUAUUUAUUUUUUUAUUUUUUUUAUGGCAUGACCCCAAUUUCACUCUCAGUAUCAAAUCCUUCAACUCAAAUGUCAUUCACCAACGGAUUCCGUUUAUUCCGCUGCUACAAUCAACUCUCUUCUUUACCUCUUUCCACUUUCCGUUUACCUAACCGUUUACGUUCCGUUAACACUCUCCGUUUUCUCUCCGUUACUUCUAACCCUAGCAGCCGUGUUACGACGUCGGUGAAUUCGAAGCCGAAAGAAGGUUUGGAUGACGGCGGCGACGGCGGGAAUGGCGGUGUUGUAGUCAUUGGUGGUGGCGGUGGUGGUGAUGGCGAGAAUAGACAUGGAAGGAUUGUUCUUACUGAGCUUCAUAAGGAAGCCACCGAAGCUUAUAUGUCUUAUGCUAUGUCGGUUUUAGUCGGACGUGCUUUGCCCGAUGUUCGCGAUGGGUUGAAACCGGUUCAUCGCAGGAUUUUGUAUGCGUUGCAUGAGUUGGGCCUUUCAUCACGUAAACCCCAUAAGAAAUGUGCCAGAGUUGUUGGAGAGGUCCUUGGUAAGUUUCACCCGCAUGGUGAUACUGCUGUCUAUGAUUCCUUGGUUCGAAUGGCACAGGAUUUUUCAUUGCGUUUCCCACUUGUUAGUGGACACGGAAAUUUCGGUUCACUGGAUGGAGACAAUCCUGCAGCUAUGCGAUAUACAGAAUGCAGAUUAGAAGCACUUGCUGAAACAAUGCUUCUAUCAGAUUUGGAUCUGGAUACAGUUGAUUUUGUUCCAAACUUUGAUAGUUCUCUUAAAGAACCAUCAUUGCUUCCUGCUAGGAUCCCGAACUUAUUAUUGAACGGCGCUUCAGGGAUCGCGGUUGGAAUGGCAACCAAUAUUCCGCCACAUAAUCUUGGGGAGUUGGUUGAUGCUCUAUCCGUGCUAAUUCAUAAUCCAGAUGUCACGGUACAAGAAUUGCUAGAGUACAUGCCUGGACCUGACUUUCCUACAGGAGGAAUCAUAAUGGGAAAUCUUGGCAUUUUGGAGGCUUAUCGAACUGGACGGGGACGUGUCGUAGUCAGAGGAAAGGUGGAGAUUGAAGUAUCUGAUUCCAAAACAAAGACAGCAAUUGUAGUAAAAGAGAUUCCUUACCAAACCAACAAAUCCUCCCUUGUUAUGAAAAUUGCUGAGCUAAUUCAAAACAAGACUUUGGAAGGCAUUAGUGAUAUUCGCGAUGAGAGUGAUCGAUCUGGAAUGCGGAUUGUCAUUGAGCUUAAGAGGGGGUCUGACCCAUCCAUUGUUCUUAAUAAUUUAUACCGCUUCACUGCUCUACAGUCAGGUUUUAGCUGCAAUAUGGUUGGUAUUCUUGAUGGGCAACCUAAAUUGAUGGGCUUAAAGGAAAUGCUUCAGGCCUUCUUGGAUUUUAGAUGCACAGUGAUUGAACGGCGGGCAAGGUUUAAGCUUGCUCAUGCACGUGACAGAUAUCACGUUGUCGAGGGUAUCAUAAUUGGACUGGAUAAUAUUGACGAUGUGAUUGAUGUGAUCAGAAAAGCUACAAACAACUCAAUGGCAUCUGCUGACUUGAGAAAAAGAUUCGAUUUUUCUGAAAAACAAGCUGAAGCAAUACUAGAUAUGAACUUACGGAGACUAACGUCGCUUGAGAGAGAUAAGUUCAUCAGUGAAGGAAAAUCUUUGACUGAACAGAUUUCUCACUUGGAGGAACUUCUAUCUAGCAAAAAGCAAAUAUUGCAGCUAAUUGAACAAGAAGCAAGUGAGAUAAAGAGUAAGUUUGCCAAUCCACGGCGUUCUACUCUUGAGGAUACUGAUCAUGGCACACUUGAUGAAAUAGAUGUCAUUCCAAAUGAAGAGAUGUUAUUGGCACUUAGUGAAAAAGGUUAUGUCAAGAGGAUGAAACCUGACACUUUCAAUUUACAACACCGUGGAACCAUUGGUAAAUCAGUUGGAAAACUGAGAGUCAAUGACACAAUGUCUGACUUUCUUUUUUGUCGUGCACAUGACCAUCUUCUGUAUUUCAGUGACAAGGGCAUUGUAUAUUCUGCUCGAGCGUAUAAGAUUCCGGAAUGUUCUCGUGCAGCUGCCGGUACACCAUUAAUCCAGAUUUUAUCUUCUCUGUCGGAUGGUGAACGUAUUACAUCUAUAAUUCCUGUUAGUGAAUUUGCUGAAGAUCAGUAUCUUUUGAUGCUCACUGCAAAUGGCUACGUUAAAAAAGUAUCUUUGAUGUACUUUUCAUCUAUUAGAUCGUCGGGGAUAAUAGCACUUCAACUGGUACCUGGUGACUCGCUCAAGUGGGUUCGCCAUUGCACGAAUGAUGACUAUGUUGCAAUUGCCUCACAAAACGGAAUGGUUAUUCUUAGCUCCUGUGGGAAUAUCCGAGCACUUGGAAGAAAUACUAGAGGGGCUAUGGCAAUGAGACUGAAAGAAGGCGAUCGAAUGGCAUGUGUUGAUAUUAUACCUGCAGCAAAAAAAGAUGGAAUAGAGAGCGUGCCUGGAGAUCGCCUCACCAACAAACAUACUCAUGGCCCAUGGCUAUUGUUUGUGUCUGAAAAUGGUUUUGGAAAAAGAGUUCCUCUCAGUCGCUUUCGCCAGGGUCAGUUGAAUAGGGUCGGUUUAAUAGGGUACAAGUUUUCAUCCAAAGACUGUCUGGCUGCUGUUUUUGUAGUUGGUUUUACUACAGCAGAUGAUGGUGAAAGUGAUGAACAAGUUGUUCUUGUGAGUCAGAGUGGUACAGUGAACCGGAUAAAAGUCAGGGAUAUCCCUGUACAGUCAAGAUUUGCAAGGGGGGUGAUACUGAUGCGGCUUGAGCUCGCGGGAAAGAUUCAGUCAGCUUCCUUGAUUUCAGCGUCAGAAACAGAGCUCGAGGAAGUUGAAGCUGCUGUCGUAUAGUACAAGUUGAGUUAACAGUGACUAGUGAUCCUGCGUAGAUAUUCCUCUACCCUGGUUGGAUUUGAUUACAACAACCGUGCAUAAUUUUGUGAUUGAAAGUUUGAAAUCAUUAACCAUGCAUGGCAUGGCAAGCCUACUUGAGUAUUGGGCUUCUUGAAUCCACUACAAGCGAAACCCCAGGGAGGGUGGAAGGGGAAGUUUGUAAUUUUUGUAGCACACGUAUAGUAGUUUUUUAUAUAUAAAAUUUUCGUAUCAUACUUAGGGAAUUUCAAAAAGGAUCCCUUGCUCAAUAUCAUGUGUAGAAUGCUUACAUUUGGUAGAGUAAUGCUUGCUUGCA
Messenger RNA from Erigeron canadensis, 3240 nucleotides. RefSeq names its product DNA gyrase subunit A, chloroplastic/mitochondrial. Gene Ontology annotation, biological process: DNA topological change. Gene Ontology annotation, cellular component: cytoplasm; chromosome; DNA topoisomerase type II (double strand cut, ATP-hydrolyzing) complex. Gene Ontology annotation, molecular function: DNA binding; ATP binding; DNA topoisomerase type II (double strand cut, ATP-hydrolyzing) activity. The coding region runs from base 63 to 2903 and encodes 946 amino acids. The record is from RefSeq and is a predicted model, not a curated record. Lineage: Eukaryota; Viridiplantae; Streptophyta; Magnoliopsida; Asterales; Asteraceae. The transcript is spliced from 27 exons.